This is a messenger RNA of Artibeus jamaicensis (Jamaican fruit-eating bat), 1380 nucleotides long. RefSeq names its product DnaJ heat shock protein family (Hsp40) member C27 (gene DNAJC27). NCBI's taxonomy places the organism in Eukaryota, Metazoa, Chordata, Mammalia, Chiroptera, Phyllostomidae. The coding region runs from base 170 to 991 and encodes 273 amino acids. The transcript has 7 exons. Gene Ontology annotation, molecular function: GTPase activity; GTP binding. The record is from RefSeq and is a predicted model, not a curated record.
UCCCAACUGCCCUCGCUGCUGCCACCGCGCAGCAGCAAGGAUGGCGAGACUUGGAGUCCCGGCGAUGACGAUAGCAGCGGUUCCGCCAUUGGAUGAGAAGGCUUGAGGGACAGGCCAGCGUGGUGAACAGGGAGAAACUGAGGCGUGUGGCCCCGAGAGAGCCAGGGCAAUGGAGGCCAGCAUGCCAAAGCGGAAGGAGCCUGGCAAGUCCCUGCGCAUCAAAGUCAUCUCCAUGGGCAACGCAGAAGUGGGAAAAAGCUGUAUUAUAAAGCGAUACUGUGAGAAAAGAUUUGUGUCUAAAUACCUUGCAACAAUUGGAAUUGACUAUGGAGUCACAAAGGUCCAAGUCCGAGACAGAGAAGUCAAGGUGAACAUCUUCGAUAUGGCUGGACACCCGUUCUUCUACGAGGUCCGCAAUGAGUUUUACAAGGACACGCAGGGCGCGGUGCUGGUCUAUGACGUCGGGCAGAAAGACUCCUUCGACGCCCUGGAUGCGUGGCUGGCAGAGAUGAAGCAAGACCUGGGGCCUCACGGGAGCAUGGACAACAUUGUGUUUGUCGUGUGUGCCAACAAGAUCGACUGUGCCAAGCACCGCUGUGUGGAUGAAAGUGAAGGGCGUCUCUGGGCCGAAAGCAGAGGGUUCCUGUACUUUGAAACUUCAGCACAAACUGGAGAAGGAAUUAAUGAGAUGUUCCAGACCCUCUAUGCGUCCAUAGUUGACUUAUGUGAAAAUGGCGGGAAACGUCCCGUCACAAACAGCAGCGCCAGUUUCACCAAAGAACAAGCCGACACCAUUCGCAGAAUUCGAAAUAGUAAAGACAGUUGGGACAUGCUGGGGGUCAAGCCCGGGGCCUCAAGGGACGAGGUCAAUAAAGCCUACCGGAAGCUCGCCGUGCUGCUGCACCCGGACAAAUGCGUAGCUCCCGGCAGUGAAGAUGCCUUCAAAGCGGUUGUGAAUGCCCGGACUGCCCUCCUGAAGAACAUCAAGUAGGAAAGAGAGAAGCAGACGAGUGUCGGGAGUGAGUGCCAGCGGACUUUCCCUGGAGGGGAAACAGCCGGCGCGGGCUGUUUCCUCCGCAGAAUCUCGCCGCUCUUUCCCCCCAUCUGUCGUCAUUUGUAAGUCAGUGGUCCAGGGCCUGCUACCCGCUCACAGCGAGAGGAUGCGAAGGGGAUCCAGCGUCACUUGCACACCAGGGUUCGGUUGGGUUUCCACAUUGAAGUCAAGUGCUCCCCUGGACCCCGCCCUGGGGAAGGUCCCUGGGGCGUCUGGAGGGAGGAGGGAGGACAGGAGGACCCCUUCACCUUCUUUUCCUCCCUCCUCUCCCUUCCUUCCUUCCUUCCUUCCUUUCCUUCCUUCCUUUCCUUCCUUCCUUCCUUCCU